AUGUCGAAUUAUACAGUCCCACCGAACGGUUAUGAACCUUACCAUGGCCAAGCUCAAGGCCAAGCCUACCCGCCCCACCAGGAGGGUACCGUGCCUCAACAGGAGCACUACCAAUACAGCCCGGCUGCACAUCCGUAUAGCGAGCCACAGUAUGCUGGUGCAGCUACAGGUUACCCACCCCCAUACAGCGAACGACCACCCCAAAACUACCCUCGCUCUGAAUACCCUCCCCAAGUAUCCAACCAAGAACACGGAUACGGAUCCUACCCUCCAAACCAGGAAAAAGGUAGUGGUGAGAACGCAUCCUACUAUACGGCCGUACCGCAAGACCAAGCGAAUGGAGUCAAUACUGGUCCUGGCGUAGGUCCAGAGGGCGAGGGUGAGAGGGGCCUUGGAUCAACGCUUCUCGGGGGUGCGGCUGGGGGGUAUGCGGGCCAUAAGAUGCAAGGGGGAUUUCUUGGAACGGCCGGUGGAGCGGUUUUGGGUGCUGUUGGGAUGAACAUGGUUAGCCAUGAGAUGUGA
Molecule: messenger RNA, 522 nt
Organism: Penicillium pulvis
Lineage: Eukaryota; Fungi; Ascomycota; Eurotiomycetes; Eurotiales; Aspergillaceae
Exons: 2
Coding region: 1-522 (173 amino acids)
Source: RefSeq, a predicted model, not a curated record